Messenger RNA from Guillardia theta CCMP2712, 324 nucleotides. RefSeq lists its product as hypothetical. The annotation marks the transcript as partial. Gene Ontology annotation, molecular function: protein binding. The transcript has a single exon. Lineage: Eukaryota; Cryptophyceae; Pyrenomonadales; Geminigeraceae. The record is from RefSeq and is a predicted model, not a curated record.
AAGAAGGAGGGGAAUGAACAUUUCAAGGAGGGCAAGGUUGAGGCAGCUCUCAAGUGCUACCAACGCGCGCUGAAUGCUGUGAGCUGCGAUCUGUCAAAGGCAGGAAGCGAGAUGAGGCUUUCCUGUCACCUGAACGCGGCUCUGUGCCUUCUCAAACUUGAAAAACCUAAGGGAGCUCUGCAGGAGUGCAACCUUGCCCUGAGGAUCGACGGGAGGGCAACAAAGGCGCUCUUUAGGAGGUCAAAAGCGUAUGUUGGGUUGGGAGAGUACAACAAGGCAAAGGAGGAUGUGGAUCGCCUGCUGGAGCUUGAGCCGCAAGACGAG